AUGAGCAACGAAUCGCUUCUUACUCCUUCUCCGCUUAUACCCGAAUCUCGACCGGAAAUUAUUCAAUCGCUAAUCGAUGGUGUAGAUCGGUAUAAUCCCGACAACGUUUCGAUCCUAGAAGAAUACCUUGCCGUACAAUUGCAAGUCGGAGAAUAUGACUUGAUGGCUAACUUGGCGAUUUUGAAAUUAUAUCAAUUCAACCCUCACUUGGUCAAUGAUGCUGUUGUCAUCAACAUUCUCGUCAAAGCUCUCACUGCCAUACCGAAUCCCGACUUCAAUUUGUGUCUAUAUUUACUUCACGAAUCGGCUCUUGUCGAUGAGAAUGUGGCGAGACUAAUUGAGUUGCAGCAAUAUUUGGAACAAGCAAGGUAUCAAGAAUUUUGGAAAGCCUACGAGUUAGACGAAACCUACAAAGAUCUUACGGUCGAGGCGGUAGGAUUUGAAGAUGCAAUACGUAAAGUAAUAUUGACAGCAAUCUCUAUGACAUACCAAAAUAUUUCGGCAGAUCUAUUGGGUGCCUAUCUUAACCUUGACCAUGAGCUAACGAAAGUUAUUGGCUACUCAAACGAAUUAUAA
This is a messenger RNA of Acaulospora colombiana, 576 nucleotides long. NCBI's taxonomy places the organism in Eukaryota, Fungi, Glomeromycota, Glomeromycetes, Diversisporales, Acaulosporaceae. The record is from the annotation of a GenBank genome assembly.